GUUCACAAAUGUCAUCCCUAGAUAUCACCACCGUACCGUUUUAUGGGUCACUUGUUUAUCGUUGUAGAUCUAUGUAAUAGCAAAAAGGAGAAACUGCAGUUUUUAGCGUUAUUAGUGUGUGGUAUUUGAAGUUGCGGUUAGUACGUGAAAUUCUUUGGUAGAAUCUUCGCAAGUGAUUGUCUAUACUGGCCCUGUCCCUGUCAUCACUGACCGCGUAGCUGGAGGCUUUCAGUAUCAUGCUUGCAUCUCAGCAGUUUUGUGUGAAGUGGAAUAGUUAUACCACUAACUUGCAAAAUGUGUUCCCACGACUUCUUUCCUCGGAACACUUUGUCGACCUCACUCUUGCGUGUGAAGGUCGAAUGAUAAAGUGUCACAAAGUCGUGCUGUCAGCAUGCAGCACAUAUUUUGAAAAGAUGCUUGUGAACAAUCCGUGUCAACAUCCAAUCAUAUUCAUGAAGGACAUGAAACACUGGGAGGUGCAGGCACUUGUUGAUUUUAUGUACAAGGGGGAGGUGAAUGUGAGUCAGGAUGAAUUGAAUUCACUAUUGGAGGCAGCCGAAGCAUUGCAGAUACGGGGGCUGUGUGGGUCUGAUCAGUCAACUUCAACAGCAGCAGCUGUGCCUCGUUCCAAUCCUCCCCCGGAUUCUGGAUCUGUGUCAACUGCAACACCAAGUGACCGGGACUCACCACCAGCAAAGAGGCCUCGUAGGUCGGCGGAUGAGGAUGACAGUGGAGGAACUGGUCCAGUGCUAGACAGUGGACUAACAGAGAGAGAAAGGAGUAGCAAUGGUGCUGCUGUGUGUGAGAAGAAGGACAUAAAACAAGACAUAAAGCAAGAGCCAGACACGGACGAUAACUUUGCAGAAACAGAAGUUGAUGAUGAGAGACAAGAUGAUCAUUACGCCAAUCAUGAACCUCAGGAUGAUUCGGACAGCAAAGACCCUCCACCAUCUCCUCUGGAUGUACCUGGUCCAUCAGGGCAGUCCAUCAUUUCUUCUCACCAUGCGGUCAACAGUGAAAAAUCAACAACAGAUCUGGGUUCAGCACUAGCACUGCAGAAUGUGAUGUGUGUCCUGAAGCCACAGCAACAGGCUCAAAUGCAGCAAUCUAUGCCACAGUUUGCAGCCAUAUUGCCAGCGCCCAGUGGGAACAGCAGUCUCAGCAACAGUGCUGACAGUAAGGAUAUUAGUCACAUUUCAGCUGCAUUACAGCAUUCUACUCCCACAGUGCGAGUUCGCCGUUCAGAAGAAGAACUGCAAAAGGCAGCGGAGUGUGUGCAGAAAGGGAUGACCUUCCAGAAUGUUUCAGACAUAUUUAAUAUUCCAAUCUCGACAAUACGUUUCUACAUGGCACGGCGAGGCAUACUUCCACAGAGACGGCGGGGCCGUGUUUCAAAUUCUGGAGCUACGCCAGUUGCCUCGGCACAUGCACAGCCACCUUCGUACAUGCUAUUGCACUACAAACUGCCUGAUAUGGGCCAAGGUCAACAGCAGUUGCCGGCUCCUGGCCAGGUCCAUAUUCAGCAGCAACAACAACAACAGCAGCAGCAGCAGCAACAACAGACAUCUGGAACUGUCACUGUGCCAACAACUGCCUCUGUUGGAUGGAAGACUUCAGAUAAUUGAACCAGAGCACUAUAUUGGUAUGGGCUGGUGAGUCUCACCUGACUUGUAGACAGCCUGACAGCAGACAUGCUAUGAUAUUUAGUUCCCUGUUCAUUUUCAGACUUCAUGCCAUUUGUGACUCGGACAUUGUGUUUUACCACUUAAAAACUGAGAUGUAAGUUCUAUUAUAAGCAGCUGUUCACAUAAUUUCUACUUUUUAGAACCAUAUAAGUUAAAAGAAUGUAAUAUUUCUCGAGUUUUGUUUUUGAGUAUGAGGAGAUGUGUUUAAAAUUGAAGAACUGGAGCAUCAUUUUGAGUAGGUUAUACAUUUCGUGCUGUACCGUAAAUAGUAUCACAAGAGACAAAAACAUUGUAGGUUAGUGAAAGAAAUAUUUUAAUGCAGUUUGGAAGAAUUUUUGCUGGUAUAUUCCUGCAUUUUAAUGAACUUAACUGGAAGGGAGGGUAGAUAGGACAGAUUUUUUUUAAUUUUUUCCUCUCUAUGCUGUAAAUUGUGUUGCGCAUAGAAAAUAUAUUUAUUAGGUUUCCUUUUUUUUUCUUGCAGAGUUUUUUCUCUGAAUAUGUCACCUUAACUGUGCAUGCAUUUUUGCUACUGUAUUUGUGUGAUGUGAAUCUCGUUUGUAACUUUACUCUUUUUUUUAUUGCUGAUCUGAAAUAUAAUUAACGGAGACAUUAAGCAUUAGUCUGUAGAUUAAUGUUGUUUCGUAUUUUCUCAGUUAUCUUGUAACAGUUAAACAUUUUAGUUGUUACAAAUUUGUUUCAUGUGUCAGUGGCAAAUGGGCACAAAGUACAUUUGUGAAUGUCCAGAUGAGGAUAUAAUAUUGAAUGAAAGAUAGCCAUGACCAGUCAUGAAGUCAAAGUAAUUUGGUGGCUAUUGGUAGACAAAUAUCACAACUGUGAGUAUCCAUAGUGGUUUAUGGCUAAACAGUUACAUACUAGCCAUGAUUUCUGUUUUAAAGAAUUGAUGGACUGUCUUCUGAAUUUUUGUGUUUUUAAAACAGCAUUUUCUGUGCAACUGAGAGGUCUACUCAUUCUCUAUAGUGUAUUCUUCAUUGUACAUUUAAUGUAUUUGGUUAUUAAAUGACUUAGCACAAAUAUGUUAAUCGUGGCUUCUUGCCAAUGAAGGCUUUUUGCUCACCAUUAAUGAUGACAGUGCAGUACUUAACUGAUAAUUUUUCUAAGUAUUGAAUGGUCAUGGCUUUCUGCUGUACCAUAUUUAUUGUGUGAGGCACAUUUGUAUGGAAGGUAAUAAAUGUUUUCAUAUAUGAACUAUUUUUAUUAGAGUUCUGCACAUUGUUGGAGUAGCCUGAAGAGUACUGUGUAAACAUGUCGGAACAGCAUACACCAAAUGAUAUUACAUGUACAUACUGUUGUCCUGUACCAGAGCACCAUUCUUUGGUAUGUUGAUGUCAGCUUGCAAUUUUCAGUGGUUGCAAUAUAACACUACUCGCAUGCUUCUGUUCCUGGAAUAAGUGUCUACUUAUAAUAGGGAAGUUAUAAGUAGUUGUUGGCCUUUGACAGGAAAUUGUAUUGGAUGUUAAGUAACUGUAGAGGCAAUAAGUGUUUAUUUUGGUUUGUUUUGAAAUAUUUAAAGGGGUACACGUAGCUGCAGCAUUGUUGGCAUUACCUGUAACAUUCUGUUGGGCGGUCAACCAGUAUAAUAUUUAUAAAAGUUUAAAAUUAUUUGUAUGAUAGUCCAGUAAGCAACCUUGAAAAUGCAGUAAUUAUUUCAAGACACUUUGUGUUACACCUAGUUUUAAAAAAGUUUUGGACAAUUGGUACUUUUAAUGUCUCUUGUACCUUUGGAGUUAAAGCAACAUAUUGAAGUUGAAAUUGAAAAAUGUUUUGCAACAUAGUAUGAGUGAAGUGUGGGUUGACUCUUUAAAGGAAGAAGAAGAAGAAGAAGAUGAUGAUGAUGAUGAUGAUGAUGAUGAUGAACUGAAAAAUUUCAAUUUGCAGUAUUAAUCGUGUUCUAAAAGUAGAGGCUUUUGUUUGUUACAUUGCUUUUUUUGUUGUUAUGCUUUAUCUUAUCACUGUUGAAUACCCACAGAGAAAACUGCAGGCCACUGGAUUUUUGAAGAUGGCAAUUAAUUUAAGGAUGGAAAUGGCUAACAACUCAGAGAAGUAGUAUGCCAUUGACAGUUGUUUCAGUUUGUGAUGGUGAUUAGUCGGUAAAUGCUUUUCAGAGAUAUCAAUGAACUCAGUAUUCAAUUGUAACAUAUUCAAAAUGAAUUGUUGUGUAGUCAGCAACCAAUAUUUGUUGCAGAAUGUGUCUUGUGUGGCAUUUGUAAGUGAAACUGUAUAUGUGAAACUAGUAUUAACUCUUAAGUAGAAACAUAGAUAAUAUUUUCAGUAUUUGUUUUAUUGCUUGCUGGAUAGUUUUUACUAGCCUGUUAAAAUGUCAUAAGCAACUGAACUGUGUGUUGUCUUUGGUCUGUUGACAGAGAGAGGUUGAUUUUAUACAAACAGCUUGAAGUGUUCUGUUCGAGUGGUAUUGUGUAAGUAUAUAUAGACUUAUGAUUCACUGUUAUAACAAGUGGAUUGUCAAAUACCUCAUACUGAAAAAAAGUGUUUAUCUUUUUUAUAGAAUGAAACUAGUUAUUCAGUAUUUAUCAAAGUCAUUAGUAUCUGAUAAAAUUUACUGAACGUCAAACAUGAAAUCUUAAAAAAAAAAAGCCUAAAGAUAGGGAAAAAGCUCUAGAAAGCAAAGUGAUAGCUGGGGUAGGGUUGGCUAAAUGUGCAGAAGUAAUUAAUUAAUAUUGAACUUCUGAAAUGGAAUCUUCCACAUUUGAGUCAUAACAACUUCUUCUCAUGAUAACGGAAAGGAGGAAAAUAUAGCAGAGAUAUUUCAGAAAAUGAUUAAUUGAAUGUAUUUAAAAUAAAAGUUCUAAAAGGAUUCUGCUGAUAGCAAUUAAAAUUUGAAAUAAAGCUGAGACCUAAACCAGUCUAUAAUAACAUGUAUAGGGAUGUGGUAAUUGGAUGCUGCUCACAUUCUAGAACUCAGUGUGACAAGUUCAUCUUUUACUGUGCAUGAUAAACUACUCGAACUUAUCUCAAAUUUUAAUGUUCUGUGCUCCCCUCUCCCAACUGUACAACCUUUUCUCACAUUAAAAAAAAGUGCAGAUACUGUCUUGUGCUUGUUUUCUUUCUUUAUCUUAUUCUGAUUGUGAAGAAAAAACAUUUUUUAUGAAAAAAAACCUGAAAUUAAACAAUUCUUUUUUUUCUGUAUUUGACAGCACAUGUGGGGGAGGGGAGGUUAUUUAUUGUCAAACUUGCCUCAGGUAUCAGACAUUGAAUAGGGCUGUUUUUGCUUUAUAUUUCUGAGGAUUGCUGCUUCAGUGAUUCUUUACUGUGAUGUACUGUACUGUAACAUAAUGUGUUACAGGCUAUCUGACAUACUAGUACAAAGUUUGAACUAUUGUUAUGACCAGGUAUCAGUGAUUGCUUGUAAAAACAGGUUAGGGGCAUAAAUGAAAAAGAUGUUAAUAUUGAUGGUUUAUUUUGUCUGCUACUGUGCAGUUUGUAUCAGAGAUUUACUAGCAUAUGUUAGUGCCUCAGAGAUGUAUGCCAUUCAGUAUGUUUGUGCUUGUUGAUUAUUUAUUGUGUAUGGGAUUAAUAUAAAGUGAUUGUUUUAUAUCUGUUUGAGGUUGACUAUAGGUUUUCAUUGUGCAAGGCUAAUUUACAGUUAUCAAACUUCCAGACCUACAUAUAAGCCUGGUAUGAUGAUAUUAAUUUGGAGAACACUUAGUGGGUUAUAAAAUUGUUUUAUUACCUCUUACCUUAGUGAUUAACUUCUGGUUAACUCAACUGUUCCUAUCAUAAUCGGUCUUUGACAAGUUCAUGAAGAUAAUUGGCCAUUGACAAGUUCAUGAAGUACCACAUUUCUGAUAUUUGCUGCCCAGAUAAUAUUGAAUAUGUAUAGCCAAUACAUGCCAAUUACAUCAUUAAUUUCAGUUUGUCUCUCUGACAUUAACAAUUCUUUUUUUCAUAUUUCAAGGAUAAGGACUAGAGAGAAUAUCAAUAUUUCAAAUGUGAUUUUCUGAAUAAUUCUGCUGCUGCAUAUAAACCAUUCAUUUGCUGAUAAUUCAGUUACAAUAUUCAGUCAUUAUCAAAGAUUCAAUAGCAAUAUGAAUGUAUUAGGGGUGAGGAAGGAAGCUUAUGAGGACGAUCAUGAUCUAACAAUCUUCUUGCCCUUUUGGAAAUGCACACAAUGUUACUUCUUUUUUCUGAAAGAUUUACAAAUAAAUUACACACGAGGAACUUCUCUAAACUGUCAUCACUCAUCAGUAGCCUGACUGGAAAAGACAGAAGUCAGCAGAGUAUGUCGGCCAACUUUGUAAUAUAAAUGAAACUCUCUAAAAUUGUAUCUGUCCUCUUGUAAUUAAACAGGAACAAUUUUCCCACUUUUCAACGUACUUAGUACUCCACUAAAAUUAGAGUUUGAAAUAAAAUGAAACUGAUAAACCUCAAAGUGUAUUGUUAGUAAACGGUUGUCACAAACCAGCUUGAAAUUACAUGUGGUGUAUUGGGUCACUCUUUGCUCUCUUUUUCCACUGGUAGUUAUCUUGAUUAUGUUGUUCAGUGUCAGCAGAGUGUUGUUCAGUGUCAGCAGAGCUUCUUCUCAACAUGGUGACACAUACAGCUGUGACACAGAAAAAUUAUCAGCAUCUGUCUCAGUUUUUGGUAUUUCAUGUGAAGCAUGUAGAGUCAUUCCAGCUCAUACAGUGAAAAUAUAAUAUAUGAAUAUAUUUGAAUAUCUUUUAGCUGUCAAGUAACAUUAUAACCUCUAUAAAAUCAAGUAUACUGUAGUAGGGUAAAUAAAACUACAUAAUGGUACUGGUAUAUAAGCAGACCAUAAAUCCAUUUUCCUCAUAUACUUUUUUUUAUAAAAUUAGCAUCAAAGCACUGCAUUGCAAAAAUUAAGAACAGUAAAUUUGAAAACAAAAAUAACAGUAUGAUUUGUGCUGCUACCACUGCAGCAAGAACGUUACUUUAAGGAAAGUUUAUUCCCUUUGUUUGAAGGUGUUUCAAUGUCAGAAUGAAACAUUUUUGGCUCUAUUGCAUACUUAGUGAAUGUCCCAUCUUUUGUGGGAUCUGUACAUGUCUCACAUGAAUAGUUAGCAAAAAAUGUAUAUCUGGCAGCAUGAAAUGAGUCAGCAGUUAACAAGGUGCAGUUGAAAAGCAGACUAAUAAACUAAACAUCUGCCCUUAUCCUGUGGUUUUAAGUGAAUUAUAUCAGAUUAUUACUAGCAAAUCAUUGGUACAUGUUUAUGUAACAAAAUGUCUGUUACUGCAGUUAAACAGCAGCUUAUUUCUAGUCCUUUGCAGUAAAGUUUUUCCAUACUCAGGAGUAAUUCAAAAGACAAUCAGAUUUCACAUCUUUAAUGACACUUACUUCACUACAGCAUUGGUAAUAAUAUAGUGUAUUUUGUUCAGUUUGCUGUUUGUUGGGAAAAAUCUCUAUUUUAUUAAACAAUAUGUUGUUGUAUUUCAAAACGUGUCAAUAUUUUUCUUGAGUUAUUGUCAGAUGCAAGAAUGUGUGUGUAUGAGGUAUGCAUAGGUAGUCUUAAUUCGUAUAAAGCUGUAGAAAACAUAUAUGCCAAAAUAUUUAGUAAUACAUUUUCAUGAAUUCAAAUGUAAUUUUGAAUGAUGGAGAAAAAGAUAAGAAACUGGAUGAAGUAUUUUUGUAUUGGUUGCAUGUGACACAUUUCAUCAUACUGCAACACAGUUGAAAUAUUGGAAGAUGUUUAUGCAAAUUUUAGCCAUAUUGUUCAGCCAGCUAUGCUUUUCAAUGGCUCAUUAUUUUAUACAAUGUAGCAUAUGGUGCCUGUUGUAUUGUGACACUACUGGAGAUUUAUGCUGGGGUAACAGAUUUUUUUGUGAACAGGAUUCACAUUUCAUGAUUCAGGGCCCCUGGUGCCUUAUCAAUCUUUGUUUACAGGUACUCUUGCAGCACAAUACCAUUUGCAAAGACUGUUAAAUGGUACUUUUAUAAAGCAUAUUGGUAAUAUGUAAAACAUUGCAAUAUAAAUAUCUUCAUCAUUCUUUACUGUGAUAAAAAGUUACUUUUACCACAUACUCAGUUUGUUCAGGCCGCGGGUGAAUGACAAGUGUUACAUUAGACACACAGGAAACAAAAUUUCGAAAGACUAUUUUAUAUUAUGCUGUAGAAUUAAUUAAUACUUAUAGCAUCAGAACAGGACUGGUUUUUGUACAUAACUGCCAUGUAUUUCGCAUUUGCUACGAAAUGUCUUGUAUGUUAAUAAUAGGCUAAAUUGUAAAUGCUUAUCAGAAAAUGAUUAUAAUCAAUUUACAUGACAAAUUAUAAUGUUAUAUUAUUCAGUUCACUAUUUAUUUUGAAUAUCUGUUGUUUUACUGACUUUCUAUCUUUCACUUGAUUUGUGUAUUGGAAUAACUUCAUUUUGGAGUAAAGAAAAGCUGUAAAGUAGCCAAAACACUAAAUUUUCUAUGUGGAAUUGUGUGCGAACAUAACAGUGUUGUAGACCCAUACUUUUUAUGGUGAUAUAUGAAUAAUUAUUGUAAUAAAGAGCCAUUGAAAAACAAA
Schistocerca serialis cubense is the source of this 8187-nucleotide messenger RNA. RefSeq names its product protein bric-a-brac 1-like. The record is from RefSeq and is a predicted model, not a curated record. Gene Ontology annotation, molecular function: DNA binding; protein binding. The coding region runs from base 237 to 1625 and encodes 462 amino acids. Gene Ontology annotation, cellular component: nucleus. NCBI's taxonomy places the organism in Eukaryota, Metazoa, Arthropoda, Insecta, Orthoptera, Acrididae. Gene Ontology annotation, biological process: regulation of transcription by RNA polymerase II. The transcript has 6 exons.